Molecule: messenger RNA, 1728 nt
Organism: Theobroma umbraticum
Lineage: Eukaryota; Viridiplantae; Streptophyta; Magnoliopsida; Malvales; Malvaceae
Product: putative disease resistance protein At3g14460
Source: RefSeq, a predicted model, not a curated record
AUGCUAAAGGACCUUCAACAUCUUCAAGGAGAACUUUCCAUUCUGCAGCUAGAAAAUAUUGUCAGUGCUAGAGAUGCUUUAGAGGCUAGUAUGAGGGAUAAAAAGCUCCUUGUCAAGUUAGACUUGGAAUGGGAUGGUCAUACUUAUGAUACUAAAUGUGAAAGAGAAAUACUUGACAAGUUGCAGCCUCAUAAAAACUUGAAAAUUCUAGCCAUCAAUUACUAUGGAGGAACAAGAUUUCCAGAUUGGUUAGGAGAUCAUUCAUUCUCUAACAUAGAAACUCUCCACCUUGGUAAUUGUAGAAGUUGCAUCUUCUUGCCACCACUUGGGCAGCUACCUUCUCUCAAAGGACUUACAGUAACAAACUUUGAAGCAGUAGUGACUGUGGGUUCUGAGUUCUAUGGGAGUAAGUUUUCUACGAGAAAGCCCUUUGGGGCACUUGAAAUUUUGAGGUUUGAAGAUAUGUUGGAGUGGCAGGAAUGGUUUUCUUUUGCAGAUGAAGAUGAAAGUAGACCUUUCUCCCAUCUGCGGGAGCUCUACAUGCAUAACUGCCCCAAGUUGUCGAGGGCUUUGCCGAAGCACCUCCCUUGUUUGGCAAAGCUGUCUAUAAUGAAAUGUAAGCAGCUGAUGGCUACAUUUCCAGGAGUUCGAGUCAUCCGAGAGCUUGAGUUAGGAAAUUGCAACAAAGUGCCCUUAAAAGAACUCCUACCCGGGUUGCUCAAGCUCACUGUACAUGGAGGCGCUCCCAAUUUGAAAUCUCUAUCAGAUUGUAUGUACAGUCAUCUUGAAGAGAUGAACAUUUCUCACUGUUCAACUCUUCACAAGGUUCCUGAAAGGCUGAAGGCACUCAAAAUUGAGAACUGUGGGAGACUUGAUUUCCCAAGUAUCCAUUGCUGCUACAUAUUUCUCGAAAGGUUGUCCAUAACUUGUAGCUGUGGUUCACUCAAGAUCUUUCCACUUGACUUAUUCCCGAAACUUAGCACUCUCUACAUUUGUCGAUGUAGUAGCUUGGAAUCGCUUUCAGCUUCAGAUGAAUGUCAACAGGAUCUCAUCUCCUUGUGUGCCUUGGAGCUCUGCAGGUGCAUUAAUUUUGUGUCAUUUCCCAAAGGAGGAUUGCGUGCCCCAAAUCCAACAUCAUUAUGGAUUUAUGGUUGUGAAAAAUUAGAGUUACUACCUGAAGAUAUGCACACCUUCCUCCCAUCUCUUCAAUCAUUGAAUCUAUUUAAUUGUCCAAAGCUCGAGUCAUUUCCAGAUGGGGGUUUGCCAUCCAAUCUGAAUUCACUUGUCAUCUCUAACUGUGAUAAACUCAUUGCUAAACGGCUGGAGUUGGGUUUGCAAAGACUACCCUCACUUAAGGACUUGACCAUCAUGGGACAAUGUGAAGAUGUGGUAUCCUUUCCUGAGGAAGGAUUGCUUCCAACCAGCCUUACUUCUCUUUCCAUAUCCGAAUUUUCAAGCUUGGAGUAUCUGAACAAUGAGCUUCAGCAUCUUACCUUACUUCAAGAAUUGGAGAUCUUUGGCUGCCUUAAGCUGAAGUGGUUUCCCGACGAAGGGCUGCCUGUGUCUCUCUCUUAUUUGCGCAUCAAGAGAUGUCCUUUGCUAAAACAAAGCUGUCAACAGGGCAGCGGUGAAGACUGGUCCAAGAUUUGUCAUAUUCCGGCAUCCAAAUUGACAACGAUGUCUCCAUAUCAUAAGCUGUGCUCGGAUUACUUCCUUUUCUGGUCGUAA